CAGCCCGACCAGCGGCCCCCGCCAUGAGCCACAUCGAGAUCCCGCCCGGGCUCACGGAGCUCCUGCAGGGCUACACGGUGGAGGUGCUGAGGAACCACCCCGAUGACCUGGUGGACUUCGCCGUGGACUAUUUCACCCGCCUCCGGGACAGCCGCAACCUCGGCGGGAAGGGCGAGGGGAGAGACAGCGACGACGAGGAGGACGAAGACUUUGAACCACCAGUUAUUAAUAGAUACUGUAGAAGAGUAUCAGUAUGUGCUGAAUCUUUCAAUCCAGAUGAUGAAGAUGAUACAGAGCCAAAGGUGGUUCAUCCCAAGUCUGAUGAACAAAGAUCCAGACUUCAGGAAGCUUGCAAAGAUAUCCUUCUCUUCAAAAAUCUUGAUCAGGAGCAGUUGUCUGAGGUCCUUGACGCCAUGUUUGAGAGGUCUGUGGUGUCUGAAGAACAUGUCAUUGACCAAGGGGAUGAUGGUGAUAACUUUUAUGUCAUCGAACGAGGCUCAUAUGACAUUCUGGUAACUAAAGAUAGUCAAAGUAAACGUGUUGGCCAAUAUGAUAAUCGUGGCAGUUUUGGAGAACUCGCCUUGAUGUACAACACUCCCAGAGCUGCUACCAUAGUUGCCACAACAGAAGGUUCAUUGUGGGGUCUGGAUCGAAUAACGUUCAGAAGAAUCAUUUUGAAAAACAAUGCAAAGAAGAGGAAAAUGUUUGAAUCGUUUAUUGAAUCUGUGCCUCUACUGAAAUCCCUUGAGAUUUCAGAGAGAAUGAAGAUUGUGGAUGUAAUAGGUGAGAAGAACUAUAAAAAUGGAGAACGAAUUAUUGCUCAGGGUGAGAAAGCAGAGAGCUUUUAUAUUGUGGAGUCUGGAGAAGUAAAAAUCCUAAUUAAAAGCAAGACAAAUAAGGACACAGAGGAUGAAGUGGAAAUUGCCCGGUGUCAAAAAGGACAAUAUUUUGGAGAGCUCGCUCUUGUCACCAACAAACCCAGAGCAGCUUCUGCUUAUGCAGUUGGCGAUGUCAAAUGCUUAGUUAUGGAUGUCCAGGCAUUUGAGAGGCUGCUUGGACCCUGCAUGGACAUUAUGAAGAGGAAUAUUUCCAAUUAUGAAGAACAGCUGGUGAAAAUGUUUGGUUCAAGCAUGGACCUGAAUGACCCAGGAAUUUAGGCAUAGCAUCUCCCUUCUCCCCCGUGCCUUCUCAGUUUGACACAGAAACUCCUCCUGUCAACAACACAACAUAUAAGGAAAACAGACACUACAGAACAGUUCCUGCCGUUGCUGCUGCUGCUGUCUUGGGCAUUUUAGAAAAUGUGUCUCAGCAUAUUUGGAUGGGUAGAGGCUCAAUCUAUGCCUCCACUUUGCUGCUGAAAUUCCAUUUAUUAGACUUAAUUUCAUAAUGUUUUUAACCCAUUUUUCACACCUUUGGUUCAGAAUGGCAUGUCUCUCCAGCAAUUUAAGUGCCUGAUACAGAGUCCAAAGUGUAAAAUCCUCUUUUUUUUUCUCUUGCUGCUGCUACUGCUAUUGGCUAUUCUUUUUUCUUUCUUUCUUUCUUUUUUUUUUUUAAAACAAACCUGUAGAAACUGGUUCUGUCCAGGUUCUGUCUUCCCAGGGAGAAAAGAUUUACAGCCUCUGAUCUCUUCCUUUGUCAUUACUUCUGAGAAUGUAAAAAUCUGUUCUGAAUUGUAGCUUUUAGAUUUGAAAUUUAAAAUUACCUGGAUAUUUUUAAGUAACUCUCUUUAAAACAUUAUGGUACUGUGAUGUUUGUGCUAUCUACUGAAAGCUACACGUUACAGGUGAUCCCAAGGCAUUUGGAUAUUCUUUGAAGAGAGUACAAUGCUGAAACAUAGGUCAUAGUCAUAGGUCAUUCAUCAGUAAACUAUGUGUUAAAGGAAGAAAGAAAGAGAAAAGGGAGGAUCUGAGAGUUUGUUUUUUCAGCCUCCUAUGGAUGACAGAGCCAAUUAAAAAUAAAAGUUUCUCUCUACAGUUAGUACGACUAAAUUGUCAUCCAUUUAGAACAAGGAGUCUGGAGAUGUUAUAGCUUUAACUUCUUAAAAAACUUCUCAAUUAAGCUGCUGUCACCUUUUUGUUUCCAGUUGUCCACAUCAUCAGGUGGCAGUAAUAUUGCUGAGAAGUUGACCUGUUCCUCUGUAGGAGAGCCCUUUCUGUAUUGCUCAGAGAUAUCUUAUAGCUUAGCUGUUGAAUGAUCAGUUUUAAAAUUCUUUUUAAAGAGGAAAAAGCUAUUUUUUGUAACUUAAAAGUAAAAAAUAUUUCUGGACUCAAAGGAGUUCCCCUCACUUGCAUUCUUUUAGAGUAUUCUCUCACUCAUCUAGACAUUCCCAGAUGUCAACUGUAUUUGUUAGAGUUUUCAAAAAGUUGGGAACAUUUACUAUUUCAAGGAAUUUUUUUUUUAAAACAAGGCUUUGUAAUUGGGGAGUUCAGGAUGUUUGGUGUUCUAUUUGUCUUAUUUAGGAGGUAAUUUAAAUUUGAUGGAAUACAACACCUCUUUAACUUUUAACAUAUAUAUAUAUCAAGUAUAAUUUUGAGUUCCCUUGAUUGCUUGACAUGCUUUGCAAUAAGAUUUUUUUCCAUCAGAGUGAUUGAGAAUCUAUCCUAAGGGGAUCACAGAAGCAGCACCAAAAUUACAUAAAAAUUAUUAAAUUUAUAGCAAGGUAAUAGUAGAUCUAGAGGCUCUUCCCAUUUUCCAUUUUCUUUUGAGUUGUAUGACUCACUGGGACCUGCCCAAGUGAUUAUGUAUCUGGGGUUGUAUAAUUCUCAUUGUGGAUGAUGAUACUAGUAGAAGUGACCUAAUUAUUUACCUUUCAUCACUGGUGAGCUAGUGCUCUGCCGUGGGCAUAUGGCCAGUAUGGCUGACACCUCUGAAAAGCAUGUCAGCAUGUAGUUACCCCCCUAUACACACACAUACACGAUGAACUUUCAGCCAGCAGCAAUCCUUAUUCAUUCAUCUUAAGGGGUUUUUUUGGUUAAUUUUUUUUUUUUUGCUUUGGUUACAUGAAUUGGAAGCAGAUUGAAUCUUUUCUAAGGGCACUGUGUUAGCUCACAGCAUAGUUCUCAGAAUUGUGAUCUGAUUUAUGAUUUAUGCUGGUGAAACAGGGAUAUAGCACUGUUCAAAGACAUUUCAUGUUUUGAUGUUUUUCUGACUUCAUUCUUUUCUGCAGUGUCUGUUUUGUAUCAGAUGAAUCCAGAAAGCAACAGAAAUGUCAUUAAUGUUUCCAAGGUUUUGCACCUUUUUUCUAAUUUUUGGAUCUUGAAUUUUAAAUGGCAUGAACAGCAGUAGUUCUUUGCCACAGAUAACUGGGAUAUUUGGCUAUUUAAAUAAAUGAACUUGGUCUUUUAAAAGUAAUAGAAGGUGCUGUAAAGAGAGUGUACAUAUAUAUAUGUGUAUAUGUGUGUGUGUGUGUGUAUAUAUAUAUAUAUAUAUAUAUAUAUAUAUAUAUAUAUAUGUAUUGUCAGAGCAGCCCUGACAAAUUGAUUUCCAAAAUAAAAACAGAAAUGAGGUGCUGUUUGUUAACCAUGCAUCUGUAUCACUUAGGCUAUCUAGCAAACUGCAUGCUAGGGAUAGAUAUGGAUUAUGUCAAGUAGUUUUAAGCCUUUCGUUCAUAGAUUAAAUCUGUUCUAUAAAGUCUCUUCCCAGUACCCCAGUCUUACUCACAUAGUUGUGCCGUAUGACUGUGGAACCCAAUAGGUUUCAAGCCUUUUUCUGGGGUUCAGUUGUUCUAAUUAAAAAUGACAUAUGGCUCAGAAGACCGGAUCCCUCUAUUUUUAUGGACAGUUGUGGGCCUAUAGUUGAGCUUCAAGAGUGAAUAAACAAGGAUGUACAUAACAGAGUACAGGGAAAGAAUGGCAGCCACACUGGAUUUUAAAGAACGUGAGGUUCUGAGGAUGUACCUUUUGCAGUGGGGAAAAGUAAAGCUAAGCAACCCAGUUGUGUAGUUUUCUAAGUUAUGCUGGUACAUCAAAAGGACAGCGCCACUUUUAUAGAGCUCCUUGGUAUCUCCUAUGUUCGGUGGGGGCUGCAAGCAACCAGUAUGGAACAAAAGGAAGCUCCACCGUAGCCAGUUCUUUUAACCCCUUUAUAUUAUACUCUCCCUUGGGAGAAGACUGAUUCAAGCAGCCUUUCCAGGCCUUGCCAUUUCCUUUGUACUGAGGGGAGAAGGGGCUUGAUAACUUGGAAAUAUGGUUAGCAGUAUUGAUAUGCAUCUUCUGAGCCCAAUUUUAUUCCAAUGACUUUGACUCUUCUUUUUAAUCUCUGAAGGAUGAAUCUGUGUGGUUUUGUUUUCUGGAUUGAUGUUGCUCUGUGUUCUGUUUAAAAACAAAAAACAAAAAAAAAACUGCCAUGGAUCUUCAGAGAUGAUUGUGAAGAGAGCUCUGCAGUUGAGCAUAUUAAUAAUAGAACUCAGCAGCAAACUGGACAAGAGACCGUGUCCUUGAGGCUAAGAGAAACAAUUUGUCCUGCUGAUGCUCAGCUUGUGAUUUUUGUGAAGUGAGUGAAGAAGAACUUUUCUAGGUCAGCAGCAUCCUGGCUUAUGAUUUUUCUGUUUGAUGUGCCAGCCCAGGGUUUUCGUAAUGUAUAAAAAGAAAAAAAAAGAAUCCUGUCUCUUUUUUUUUUUAAAGUGCAUUCUGCCCUGAGAAAAAGGGGAAAAAAAAACCCUUUGAAGUAACAUCCUUCAUGCUUUGUUUUCAGUUAGUUGAUGUUGUAAUUUUUCUUCUUAAAUUGUAUUUGUAACCAACCUUGCCAAAAUAUAAAUUGUUUUGGUUUUUUUCACUCCACUUACCUAUUGUUGUUCUUGCAGUUCUUACUGCUAAUGGUCUUCAGUCAAGUCAAUCAUCUGUUGUACAGUCAGAGACCUUCCUGUUCGUUUUAAUACUCUACAGGACUGUGUCUGUACUAUAAAGAUAGAAGAGGAAAGUUUCACUAACCUCAUGGGAGACUUCCUGAAAUCCAUUUAGCCUGAUUUUGGCUAAAAAUGGAUAACUAGGGUUUCUUCCUCCAUUCACAGUAACAAAAAAAAAAUCUAAUUCAGCAUAAUUAUGCUACCUCAAGGCUAAAAGUGCUUUAAGGGUAUUUCACCUGAGUUUUAAACAUUACAUCAGAAAUGUCUCAUUGGAUCUGUGAGAUUCCCCACCCGAAGUAACUUAAAGGAGGGACCCUUUAUUUUGGCCCAUUUUAAACUAGUAUUUGACUCUAAAAAGAAAGAGUUGUUCUAUAGUAUUCAGUCUAUAAGUGACCAUUUUUAAAGAGCCACCAUCUACCACAAACAAGCUUUGGGUUUUAAAAGGGAAAGAACUCACCAUCUCGGGUUUGCUUCAUCUUUGAUUAAUAAAUGCUGACAUGUUGUGUCAAA
This is a messenger RNA of Vombatus ursinus (common wombat), 5353 nucleotides long. RefSeq names its product protein kinase cAMP-dependent type II regulatory subunit alpha (gene PRKAR2A). The transcript is spliced from 11 exons. The coding region runs from base 24 to 1157 and encodes 377 amino acids. Gene Ontology annotation, cellular component: cAMP-dependent protein kinase complex. Lineage: Eukaryota; Metazoa; Chordata; Mammalia; Diprotodontia; Vombatidae. Gene Ontology annotation, biological process: regulation of protein phosphorylation. The record is from RefSeq and is a predicted model, not a curated record. Gene Ontology annotation, molecular function: cAMP-dependent protein kinase regulator activity.